UGGCAGCGACGCAAGCAUUGCAGUUGCUAAAAUGUUUAGCAAAGCGCAUUUCUUUCGUUUUUGACAGGAUUAUGCAUGGUGACUCCUGCGCUAACGCUCUGUCGUUCACUCUCUCUCGCUCUCGCUCUCGAUAUCGUCAAGCAAAAUAUAUAUAUGUGUGUGUGAAUGUGUUGCGUAAGCUAGUGGAAAUAGUGAACUGAGAUCAGACGCCCCCACACAUGUAAGCAAAACAAAACAAAAUAAACAAGAGCACUAAAAAAGACCGUUUAGGGAAUUUGCAAGUGUGAGCGAGGGCCGCACUGUUAAGAUUCGUAAAGAAAGGCGCAAACAUGGCAAAACAAAUGAAAUUUCUACGCUAAUUCGCGUAUUCACAUUCUUUUGUAUUUAGGGCCUCAUUUUAUAUUUGCAGUCGGGAAAAGAACGAGGUGUUGCGCAGGAAAUGUCAAUCUGUUUUUAUUCAAUUUCCUAUGCCGUGAAACGAAAUAGAAUAGCUGGAAACAGAAAGAGCGAGAGAGAGAGAGAGAGAGAACGCCACGACGCAGAACCAAAUUGAAGGCAAACGGAACACAUUUAUUCACUUCGACUAUGCACAGCUCGCUGUGAGGAAGGAAAGUCCAAAUUUUCGAGAGCCAAGCCAAAAUGCGAAACAUCAGAAAUCUUAAAGAUCCCACAGGUGUGGUGCUGUUCUGGCUACUGUGGUUGCUCUGCUGCACCACAACGGGCAUAGCGACGGCAUUGCCAAAGGUCGGCUGCACCGAGCACGACACCACAAUCACCUGCGACUGCAACAACGAUGAGCAGCCGAUGGUGCUGCCACAGCUGCAUGGCGCCGUUUUUCAGGUGGAAAUACGCAACUGUCGCGAUUUGACUGUGGAGCCAAACGCUUUGGAUGACACCGAAGGUCUGCGCAAGAUUAGUUUCAAGCAGCUGCAGCGUCUGGUGCUGCAGCAGAAUGCAUUAAGCGUGCCCCGCGAUGCCAGCAACAAGGCGCUGAUUGUCGAGUUCGAGGACGUCAACUUUCAGUUGAUCGACUCACUUGCGAUCAGCGGCAACAUCGAAGAGAUCUCGUUCACACGUGGACGCAUCGAGCAAAUGCAUCCAUUCGGCUUCACUACCAUCAAGGAUACAGCCAUCUUGCUAAAACUGGACGGCGUCACCGUGCAGCGCAUCGAGAGUCAGGCCUUCAAAAAAUUUGCCGUGGAGAAGCUAACAAUAACCAAUUGCAAUUUUAUUGGGGACUUGCCGACGCGCGCCUUCUACGAGCUGGAGGUGAGCAACGAGUUGGCGAUGCGCAACAAUCAGUUCCAGGAGGUACACUCGCACGCCUUCUCCUUCAAGCUCAUCUCCAAGCUGAGCCUGAGCGAGAAUCGUUUUGCGGCCAUCGAUGGCGAGUGGCUGGAGGCAUACAUAAAGGACGCGGUUACGGUGCGCGGCAAUCAGUUUGGCGCCACCAGCGAGAUAGCCUUUCGCAGCCUGGGCGUUCAUCGCGACUAUCAGCUGAGCGAGCGGCUGGAGCUGCGCUUCCAUAACAACACGGUACAGAGUUUGCCGUCGACUGGCAAGGCAACUGGUGCCGCGGCCCAGCCACUGCGCUUCGAUGAGCGUUUCGCUCUGAGCAUACGGCAGCUGAGAUACGAGAAUACCUGGAGCUGUGAUCUGGUGGAUAUGAACGCUCAGCCGCCGCAGCCGCGUGCUGAAUUCUUUCGCCUGCACAGCGAGCAGUUAACGUUCCGCGCUUUCGCUGCCCAGCCACAGAUGGCGCCAGCACCAUUUGUGCCACUGCGGCAGCUAAUCAGCGAGCAGUGCCAAAAGACUAGCUAUACGGCGUACAUUGUGGCGGGCAGCGUACUGCUGGUAUUGCUGUUGUUGCUGCUGCUACUGAUGGGGUGGUGCGUGGCGCAGCGGCGUCGAAGACGCAAGCUGGAUGUGGUGCAGCCAGAGCCGCGCACCUACAAAGAGACGCAAAUUGUAUACCAAAUCGAGAACGCUGGCCUGCUCAAGACUGAUUUGUAAAGUUACAAGCCAUACACACACAUUCACACAUAAUUCAACACACACAGCUGAAAGACGCUAGCUUAAGCGGAGCGGCAACACCACAACCACCACCACCACCACCAAGAACCACCAAGAGUGACCUUUUGUUGUACCAAAUUAUUAGCGUACGUUUAGUUUGUAACGUUUAACAUAAUCUAAAUAAUCCUAUCUAUAAUGUUAUAUCUAUGUUAAUCCCUGAAUCAUACAAGCUGUAUAUAGAAAAUGCGAUUCACUUUAAAAUAUAAAGAAAGAAGUCAAUCUCAUUGUAAUGUGAACCCAAUCUACAGUCUAAGCAGCCGUACUGAUAAAUUGUUAACUAACCUAAACAUGAUGUUAAGAUUCGUAUGAAACUAGAUUGUAAAAUGGGGUUAUGUUAAUUAUAUAUGUUAUAUAUUCAAUUGAUAUGCUGAAAAAGACACAGUCGCAGAGCAUAUUUGAAGAGAAAUUUUCGAAUCAGAAAUAUUUAGAAAGAUGCUCUUCAGACACCUAUUAUUAUAUGAUUUAUAUAAUUUUGGAAGACAGUGAAAGACGAUAAUA
This is a messenger RNA of Drosophila hydei, 2571 nucleotides long. RefSeq lists its product as uncharacterized. Lineage: Eukaryota; Metazoa; Arthropoda; Insecta; Diptera; Drosophilidae. The transcript is spliced from 6 exons. Bases 640 to 2013 code for a protein of 457 amino acids. The record is from RefSeq and is a predicted model, not a curated record.